Molecule: messenger RNA, 999 nt
Organism: Miscanthus lutarioriparius
Lineage: Eukaryota; Viridiplantae; Streptophyta; Magnoliopsida; Poales; Poaceae
Source: the annotation of a GenBank genome assembly
AUGGCCGCAGCCAUCGACAUGUAUAAGUACUACAAUACCAGCGCACACCAGAUCGCCUCCUCGCCCCCCUCGGAUGAGGAGCUCGCGAAAGCACUCGAGCCUUUUAUAACGAGUGCUUCUUCCCCCUAUCAUCGCUACUCGUCCUCUUCAUCCAUGGCCCAAGAUUCUUACAUGCCUACACCCUCUUACGCCACCUUCGGCACCUCGCCUCUUCCCACCCCCGCCGCCUCCUCCUCCUCGCCUUUCUCACAGCUUCCGCCACUCUACUCGUCGCCUUACGCGGCUACGGCGGCGUCGGGCAUGGCUGGGCCGAUGGGCCUGAACCAGCUCGGCCCGGCCCAGAUCCAGCAGAUCCAGGCCCAGUUCAUGUUCCAGCAGCAGCAGCAGCAGCAGAGGGGCCUGCACGCGGCGUUCCUGGGCCCGCGGGCGCAGCCGAUGAAGCAGUCCGGGUCGCCGCCGCUGGCGCCGGCGCAGUCGAAGCUGUACCGCGGCGUGCGCCAGCGCCACUGGGGCAAGUGGGUGGCGGAGAUCCGCCUCCCCAAGAACCGCACGCGGCUGUGGCUCGGCACCUUCGACACCGCCGAGGACGCGGCGCUCGCCUACGACAAGGCCGCCUUCCGCCUCCGCGGCGACAUGGCGCGCCUCAACUUCCCGGCCCUCCGCCGCGACGGCGCGCACCUCGCCGGCCCGCUCCACGCCUCCGUGGACGCCAAGCUCACCGCCAUCUGCCAGUCCCUGGCGGGGUCGUCCAAGAACGGCUCCUCCGGCGACGAGUCGGCCGCGUCCCCGCCGGACUCCCCCAAGUGCUCGGCGUCGACGGAGGGGGAGGGGGAGGAGGAGUCGGGCUCCGCCGGCUCCCCUCCUUCCCCGACGCUGGCGCCGCCCGUGCCGGAGAUGGCGAAGCUGGACUUCACCGAGGCGCCGUGGGACGAGACGGAGACCUUCCACCUGUGCAAGUACCCGUCCUGGGAGAUCGACUGGGAUUCCAUCCUCUCAUGA